UUUUUGUUAUUUUCUUUUUCUUUGAGGAUACUUUGUAUUAAAUAAAUUACAUGAUUUUGAUCUAUUUAGGAUAUACUUUUACUUUAAAAGGAAAACAAAGUGUUAUAAAUCAUUCUUAAUUUCAAAAUACUUUCAGGCUUCCAAUUAAUAAAAGCUUUAAAGACCUAAAAAUUAAAUUCAACUUAUUCAUUUAAAAAAUUUUCAGACCAUUAAAGUUGGAAAUAAUUUGUAUCUUUUUCAUUUACUUAUUGUAAAUUUAAAUUACUAGUAGUAGAAAAAAUAGGUUAAAAUAUUUCAUGUUUAUGCAUAUAUAAAGUGUCAGAUAUUAUUAUAUUAGAACAUGAAAAAGUGGUAUUUUUUUCAAAAGGAGUUGUGCAUUGAAGAUAAAAUACAUCACUAAUAUCAAAGGAUAUUUUAUCACAUUAUAUAUUUAUUUAUUUCCAUUCAAUUGAUAUUUUAUUUUUUAUAUUUGGUGUAUUAUAUUAUUAUGUAUUUUGAAUUUUAUUUUAUUCAAAUUCGUUAUUUGAUUGAUUUGUAUUAAUAGUUUCAAUAUUGUAUUCUAUAUUUUCGAUUUUUUCUCUUUCCUAGAAAUUUUAAAGAGCGUUUUAGAAAAUAGAAAUGAAUUCCUAUAGAUCUUCUGGAUUAUUGAAUUCGAAAAUGCAUUCAGAUAAUUUGAUUUCAAGUUCGUUUUGGCUAUUUAUAAUAAAAAGUUCAUUUAGAGAAUUAUUUUCUGAAAAAUUGUUUGUCUUUAAAAUAUCAUCAAACUAAAUUAAUUUCAAAAGUUCUUCUUAUACAUAAAUAUAUAAAAUAUUUUAUGGAGAAAUUAAAAUUUCGCCUUCUGUAAAUUUCAGAUAUUUUUUUUCUUUAAAAAAGCCUUUUUUAAUUAUUAGAGAUUCUUUUAUUUUAUUUUCUUUUUCCAAUUUAUUUUUCACUAAUUACAUUUAUCUCUCCAACGACAUAAUAUUUCUUAAUUUUUUUGUUUCUUUAAGUACAUUUUCAUUUAUUUAAAUUUUCAAAAUAGGUAAAUUACCUUCUAUGACCAUCAUAUUUUUUUCAAUAUCAAAAUAAUUUUUUUACUAAUUCAUUACUUUUACUCUCAUAUUGUAAUCUUCAAUUAUUUUUACUAAUCCUUCUUAUUAUUAAUCCUCACUUUAAACCAUAUCUUUAUUAAUAUCAGUCUACUUACUUAAAUAAAACACUCCGAUAUUCAUAAUCUAGACAUGAAAAACAUCAUAUAUAUCUUCAACUUAAUCACUUAACAUGACUUGCAUAUUGCCUAGUUUAAAUACGAAACAUCCUGAAUCAGUUUCUUCGUUACUUAAAGGUAAGAGAAUUAUUUAUUAAGAAAUUUUAAUAUCUAGUCCUAAU
Molecule: messenger RNA, 1368 nt
Organism: Ichthyophthirius multifiliis
Lineage: Eukaryota; Ciliophora; Oligohymenophorea; Hymenostomatida
Exons: 1
Source: RefSeq, a predicted model, not a curated record